Xyrichtys novacula (pearly razorfish) is the source of this 6126-nucleotide messenger RNA. Lineage: Eukaryota; Metazoa; Chordata; Actinopteri; Labriformes; Labridae. The record is from the annotation of a GenBank genome assembly.
GUCCUGUUAUAUUGGCUUUCGAGAACAACAUGUACUCAGUCCGGGCAUAGUCUGAAUGACUGACUGUGUUCUCUGUCCAGCCCAGUUGCAAAUCAUGUUGGUUGACCAAGGAGAGGAAAACAAAGCUUGAGAUCCAAGAUGAAGGCAGAUUCAGAGGCUCCUCAAAAAGCUAAAAUAUUUUCACAAAUCUUUCUGCUUAUUUGCGUCAGUUUCUUCAACUCAGGUAUGUUGCAUCUUUUCCUUUAAACCUUGCUUUAAAAAGGAUGUUUCUAAACACAGUGGAUGCCAUUGUUUUUUUCCUUAACAAUGGUCUGAUGUUUCAUUGGGAUGUUUGUGCAAUGUGCAUGAACGAUUUGUGAAAGUUUAGUUCAUGCACAGCUUGUAUCAUUGUAAGUAAAGAUGAUUAAGGCUGAUGAUUUGUAGGCUACUCGUUUUUCUUCUUUUGUGUUUCCUCCAAUGUAAGAGAUGUUUUUAAAACUACAAAUUACAAAUCUGAUUUUGGAAAUAACCCUCUGCAAAUUACUAAUGCAGCAACCUAUUGGACGAGACCAUCUAUAUCACUCCGGGUAUUAAUGCUAAUAAACCCUCUUCUUUCUUGUAUUGUACACAAUACAUGGGUGGAAGAAAAUAUAAACGUUAAUGCUGCGUACUUCUUACAAAAACAAAAUGUCACAAAAUUUUCACAAAGAGAUCAGAUGUUCUUUUUUCAGUAUUAUGCAUGUUGUUUUAACAUGUCCAGUGUUAUCAUAAAUUAUGUUCGUCAGAAAGCGAAGGGUUAAAAUGACCAAGCUGUGACUGAAUAUUGCAUCACAAAGGUGGUAUUUGUUGUUGGGGUGUUGGAUUGCUUAGACUGUGUGGGAGCUUUAGCAGUCCUGUGGAUGCUCUUUGUAAGUAAUACAGCAAUUGUGCCUACAGCCAAUACCAGAACCAGUGUCUUCAGAUAUUUAGUUAUUUCAGCUGCGUCUCAUCACUGUUGCGCUAUUGUUGUGGUAAGCAGCAGAGUCACUGGGCAGUUCUGUUUCUGCAGAAAGCUAACGUGGCAUCUGGAUUGCCCCCCAGUGCUCUUUUCAUGAACUGCCAGGAAGGAAAUUUAAACAAACAAUCCAAGCUUUUGUUGGCUCAUGUUGGCCCAUCCCAAUGACUGACAGCUGUUGCUAUGGUAAUGUGGAUAUGCCAUGCAAGCUGGUUCCAGUAUACAGGAGUAACGGGGUGUGGUGCCUACACUAGCCUGCACAUAACUACUCCAUCUUCAUCUGUAUUCAGUUGAAAACAACAGAAAAGCAAAACAAUAAAAUAGUGCAACUUUUUCAGAAAUACUUAGAGACUUGGAUUUCCCAGAGCUUCUCUUCCAAACCCACGCUUUUCUUUCAAGGAGAAAACUGACGGGACCUAAAAUUUACAGACAUGAACUUUUCUGUCUUUGUCAAAAGUUUGUGAUUUUUGAUGCUCUUUGUGCUAGAAUAUUUUUUUCCGGCUCUUUGUGUACAAGCAUCUAAUAUGAAAAACCCAAUAACUGAUCUCUUACAAACACAAAUAUGUCAUACACAGCAAAAUAUAAUAAUGAUAUGCAGGAAGGUGUGUCCUUCAUGGAGCUGUGCAAAUAAGUGAAAGCUGUCUCAGUGUCAUGGUGCAAAGCUCAUCCUGUAUUAUGCACUUAACAAUACAUAUGGGUUGUAUUCUACAGGGGAGAAUAUGCAAUUAUUUAGGCUAUAUUGCAUAAGAGGAAGUGAUGUGCUGAAAAUAAGCAUGUAGCCUGCAGCACAGUAACAGACUGUUUGAUAACUGGUAUUUUUGUGUCACCCAUUUGGUUAUAAAUGGGAGUUUGAAAGUGGUUCACCAUAUUGGAAAUGCUGAUUAAACAGAGCUUAUCGGAGGCAGACCAUGGCUACAGUAGUCCUACACUGACUUCGCUGCUUUAUUUUUCAACCAAUCAGCAGCCAAGGUUCACUACAGGCUUUAUUACUAAGCCUGUUGCAUCAAGAAUAUCAAGUCAAAGAGAAAGAGAAAGAGAGGAGAACUACUACUCUUUUUAUGGCACUAACAUGAUCUAUGGUGUUUCUGUACAGGUGGGGUGCUGGCAGUGAAUAUGACUAUCCCCAACACUCUCAUUAGAGGUUCAGUAGGAGGGGAGGCCCUCCUGUCAGUCCGUUACAGCAGCUUCAGCCUCGACCUGCCGGUGAUCAAGUGGCAGCUCAGGAGGGAAAAAUCAGUCACUGUUGUCCAGUCUAUUGGAACUGACAUCAUUGGGACCCUGAGGCCUGAGUAUCGGGAUCGCAUCCUGGUGUUUGAGAAUGGGACCCUCCUUCUCCACAACCUCAGGCUCUUUGAUGAUGGAGUUUAUGAUGUUGAAAUCUCAAUCACGGAUGAUACAUUUACUGGAGAGGGCAGCAUCACUCUCACCGUGGAUGGUAAGAGGACUACUUUUAUCACCUGACUCUUAAACUAAUGCAGCAUCUAAGCCUUGGAAAAUACUGUAUCAAGAAAAAAACAGCAUUGUUGAACUUUCAUGGGUUCUUUACAAGUGCUGAGUUGGAACAUUUCAAACUCUAGAGGUUGUAGUGUACAGUAGCAUAUUGCUGCCACACACAUAGAGAACAGGUUAGUUCCAUGUUAUACAAGGGAAGUAGUACGUACCUAUAAUAGGGUUUAUUGUAACUCAUACAGUAUAAUUAACCAACCAGAUAAAAUCAUUUUGUUUUUGUUUUUUUUAUUUCUUGUGUCCCUCAUCUCUUAUUUCUAGAAUCCAUUUCCAGGCCCUACAUCCAUCUGGAGUCAUCUUCGGUUCUGGAGCUCAGUGAAAAUGUCGUCCUCAAUUGCUCCCAUGACAAUGGCACCAGGACCACAUACAGGUGGUUCAAAGGGGGGAAACCGCUGAGCAAUAUGACGAGAUUUGUGUUGUCACCCGACCAGAAGCUUCUGACCAUCACACGGGUGGUGAUGGCUGAUGAUGACAUCUACAGCUGCACUGUGGAGAAUCCUGUGGGCAAUGGGACAAGUCUGCCUCUCAGACUGACUGUCUACAGUAAGCCAUGCCAUCUUAUUAGUUGAUUAAUUUACUCACCAGUAACAUGAGCCAUGUAAAGUAUUUCUUUGUAUUUAGAGGGGUUUUUUUUCAUGUUAUAUUUCAUGUUAUCAGUUUUCUUACAAAACUAAUGGAUUCUGAUAGUUAACAGGAAUUUUAAUUGUUUGAUGAAAAAUCUGAAAGAGAGUGGCUCAGCCUAAAAAAAGAGACUCUUCUGCUUUACCUGCUCAAACAGACCUUUUUUGGAUAAUGCACAGUGAGUAGGUGGUUAUGUAAAACAGGUUCUUGUCAGGGUGUGCAGAAUCUAGACCAGAACAGGAGACAAAUUCUCAACUCAACUCAACUUCAUUUAUAGAGCACUUUAAAAACAACCAAAGCUGACACAAAGUGCUGUACAUAAUAACAUAAAAACACAAAACAACAAUAAAUAGUUGUUUUAAAAUAUGAUAAAAAGCAAUAAAAGAGCAAUAAAACAAAUGCCGUCUCAUGCUGGGUCAAAAGCCAAGGAGUAAAAGUGGGUUUUAAUACAUGAUCCUGCUCAUUGCCCAGCUACAAAUCUAAGGUACAAACAGGUGAACAUGAUAUCUUGUUUUAGAGAUGAUUGUAUUUAUUUGAAAAUUAUUAAUGCAACUUAUAGGUGUGAUGAAUUAACAUUAAACUUGGCAUUUAUGUUCAAUGUGUAAUAAUAUGUAAUUUGCAUUAAACUGAACAUUUCAACUUAGGCACAGUCGAUGAGAUUUAUUCAAGAAUAAAAAUGAUAUUUAUCCUUUAGCUCUCUUUCCUCUCUGGGCAGUGGAGUUGGCACACUUUUAAACAUAAAUGAGGCAAAUAUUAAUUAGCAGCAACAUAGAAAGCUCUGCUGCUGUUGCCUGAAGUGCAGGCCAGGGUCUAAAAAUAUCCUUAAUACUAUUUAUCCUGCCAAUCUAGCAGACUGAUAGAAACAAAUAUUUUUGCUUUUGCGUCCACAAACAGGUGAGAUGAAUUGGAACCCCUUUCUGGGUAUGGAUUUGACACGGAGUGGGAUCAGGCAAUUGCCCUUGCAAUGGCCUGUCAUGGGGUUGUCAAGUAUUAAACACAGCUAGGUGAUUAGUAAUGUCAGGUAAUAAAAUGUAAGUAGUAAAACAAUGCUAUUAGCCAAUGAAAAUAAAAUUGAUAUGGGUCAACAAAAACAGAUUUCAUAUGCCGGGAUACUCAGCUCAUUUGGCCAAUCAACUCAACUUUAAUAUGGCACAGUAGUAUAAAUAUAUGCACAACACUAUAAACUUUAAAAUCCCAUCUUAUAUUUUGUGGCUUGUGCUGUUUACUGUUUAAGUUUUUUACUCUAAUUUUUUUACAAAUCCUCCCAGGAAGAAGCUCCCUCUACAUCAUUCUUUCCACUGGGGGCAUCUUCCUCCUCAUCACCUUGGUAACAGUGUGUGCCUGCUGGACACCUUCUAAAAAGUAAGAGUAGCUAAUACACUUGUUGUGUCAUCCUUAACAAACCAGACAGAUUAAGUAAAGGCAGAUUAAGGAUUAAAUCGAGAACGUAGUAAUUUAGCAAUGUUUGUAUUCGUCAGGAAAAAACCCCCAGCCAGAAAGCCUCUCUCCAGGCAUUAUGACCGCUGUCGUCACUCACCGGUCAAUCAUACAGGUAUGGUAUCUUCAUGCUUAACAGGCUUGUGCUAUGUUAACUAUUAAUACACAAAGUGAACUGCUGGUCUGUGAUGAGCCUGAAGAGUUGGUUUUGAAAAUUGUCUGAUUUUGGGGGGUUUCUCACAGAUGACCUGCUUCCAAAAACAGCCGAGCACAAUGGAAUAAAUGCUGUAACUUCACUCUACAUCCUGCAGCAAAAGGUAUUUCUCUCAUUAACUGUAUUUUUUAUCUAUCUUUUGAUUUAGUUAGUAAAAAAUGACUGAAAAAGAAGAGUGAUGCAAGAUUUUUUUUUUUUUAACUUUCUGCAUUUAAGUAGGAUAAAAAAGCCUCAGAGCUUAGAUAUGUUACAGUGUCAUCUGCGUAAAAUGAUCAUUUGCACUUGAGACAUUUUAAUGUUAUUGCUGUAAAGAAUAAAAAGCAGUGGUCCAGAGACUGAUUCCUGAGGUACCUUCUGCUUGCACACACCUUUGCCUAUAAUUGACAGUCAAAAACAGGAGACCAGUUGACUGACAGGGUCAAGCAAGUGCAUGCAUCAGCAAUCUAGAAAUCUUUUACUCCCUACAUAUACUUUUUACUAGAUUUUAACCUUGAUUUUGAAUUAUACCUGUGGUUGAAGCUGUCCUUUAUUGCAGGAUCCCUCCAUGGAUGACUCAUCCAGCAACAGUAUUGACUCACCUCCAGAACUGGAUAACCCACCCAGCUACACCAGUACUCCCAGCUACAACGGUGGUCUUACCCAGUCUACUAGGUCCCCUACCCACUCCUCCUACAAGUAUACCUGAAGUCCCACCUGAUGUAUAUCUCCACGUCACUGCACAUAGGAAGUCAGGCUGUCAUAACGCAUAAUGCUCUCAUCUUCAAUAUCAACCAUCUCUGUAUCUACCUAAAGAUGGGAGAGGAUCCCAGACCAUUUUCCUGGAUCUUGCAAUUAUGCCAUUGCUGCCUGUUGACAUUUUGUUGUUAAAGAAAACUAAGACUUAAACUAAGGUUGCUUUUAAGGCCAGAGGACAGAAUAGAAAGUAAAAGAAAAGUUUAUUUAAAAUCAGAUUGUCGUUGUUGUUACCUGGGAUGAUUAAAAUGAAAACGGUGAAAUGGCAUCAAGUCUGCUUGGCGUUGACUAGGGCUCGGUAACAUGCAAGUGUCAAACUGGUGUCGAUCAAACUGUUAAGAUGAUGAACUUCUCAUUACACAUGACUGUCAGUCAAAGACUGGGUUUGUUGUGUUAUAUGUAGUAGGUCCAAAAUAAAAAAAAAUAAAUAAAUAAAAAAAAACAAUGGACCCUGUUACAAUGCUUUUCUGUCAGUGUUUCACUGAAUGAAAAUUCAGAUGGAACAUUUUAAUAUAUUCUGAAAAACUAUAUGUGACUUUUAUGUUGUGUGGACAAUAUCAACAUGUUUUUGGUGACAAAGACGUGUUAAAAUUGUAUUUGAAUUUUGUACUACUGUAAUAAAAGAAAUAUUUAAAGAAAUCUU